Messenger RNA from Oppia nitens, 1530 nucleotides. Its product is annotated as myb-like protein AA. NCBI's taxonomy places the organism in Eukaryota, Metazoa, Arthropoda, Arachnida, Sarcoptiformes, Oppiidae. The transcript has a single exon. Bases 1 to 1530 code for a protein of 509 amino acids. The record is from RefSeq and is a predicted model, not a curated record.
AUGAUACUGGUACCGGCUAGCAUUGCCAACUUGUAUGUACACUUUAGGACCAAGUCCAGCCAAAUUCAUGUCAAACAGGAGCACCGGCCUAGCCAUACGGCUGGCCAUACCCAGCACAGUGUCUCCCAGGAUGAACCACACUAUCUGAAACACGAGAUCAAAAAACCGGUUAUCCAAACGGUUCGGGAAGUUAUUGUUCCCUAUCGACAGGUUAUCCAACAGAUAAAGCCGGUCAUCGAGGAAGUUAAGACAGUGGUAGCCGCCACUGGUGAACCCAAAAGCAGUGUCUACAUGAGCUAUGGUAAUAGUAUACAACACGAUGACAGGCAUCAGCAGCAGCAGCACCAUCAGCAACAACAACAGGAGUCACCAAAUGAUAAUUAUGUGAACAGUGUAUACAAUUUGAAUUCAGUGGCCGCCGAUGACCUGAAUACCGAUCAUCAUAACAACUAUGGAUACUAUAUAACAGCCAACCAUUUACAGCAGCCAUCAUCACCGCAAGCACCGACCUAUACAUCAUACACACCGACCGCAGCAGCCAUUGAUUACCAAAAUAAUAAUAAUAACUAUCAUUAUUAUAGUGUCGAUGCAAACAAUGACAACAAUACUAAUACUAAUCAAUACAACAAAAUCUAUGACUUAAGCACAAUAUAUGGGGCAAAGCCUACAAACUAUGACAUCCAUAGCUACUAUAUGACCGUAAAUCAUGCGCCGGCGGCGGACAAACAGCCACCGCAAGUGGUAUACGAAACACCCGAUCAUUCCCGACAACAACAACAACAGCAGCCGCCGACGGCGCCUAUAAUAUACGGCAUCGCCGAGCCGUUAGAUCAUACGUAUGGCGGCGGCUAUUCUACGGCCAGUGCUGCCGCCGCCGACGCCCAACCAGAUAAGCAACAACAACAACACCAGCAAUACUAUAGGACAACAAGUCAAGGCACUGACUACGGAAGUGCCCUAAAUUAUGACGACAACAACGACCAAAAAAGUUUGAUUAAUUCAUACAAUAGCAACCCUACUAUUGGACAACAACACCAACACCAACAACCCUAUCAACAGCACAAUGCUAUACAAGAUUUAUAUUAUAAACAAAAUUAUCAGCAAUUAAUUGAUGAUCAAUACUAUGAGCACCCGAACAAAGUUGUUAAAAGUAAUAAUAAUAAUAAUAAUGAUAAUUAUUAUACAGCAAACAACAAUGGUAUGUAUGAUAAUAGUCCUGUCUAUGAUAGUGGUGAUGCAGCCUACUUGACCCUAGACCUGGUCAACGGUUAUACAGGUGAUUUGGCUACCAGUGACGGCUAUGAUGGCUUAGUACGACAAUCGCAAGCAUCGGCAGCAGCCGUAGGAGCACCGGCAGCUACAUUGAUACCGAUAUAUAGUAAUAGUCAGUAUAAUAGUGAUGAUCCAAUGAUUAGCAAAGCGUCGACACUGGGAUCGUUAGCUCAGCUAUUUUCAGCUACCAUUCCCAGCUAUCAUAACCAGCAUUAUCAUCAUCAUUAUCCAUCAUCAUCAGCACAACAAUCAUAUUGA